UGCCAGUAGGACACCACCGCGCCUCCUCUACCGGUGGCGUGUUUGGAGCAACCUGUCUGCCUCUCUCUACGCAUGUAGUCAAACGUGCUGCUGUAUUGUCUUGUGUGUCUGCGUUUAGUUUUAAUCAUGUCUGUAGUCAAAACUUGUUUAAAGCUGCUCCUGUUCACAGCAGUCUCCGUCCUGGCCGUGCUGCUGCUGCGGCACUGGAUGGCCACCAAGAACUACGUUUUCAACAAGGAAGACGUCGCAAAAUUGGCAAAACAGUACGCGGGACAAGACCACGAGCAGGCUUUCUCUAAAGUGGUGGUGGAGCUCAGGAAAAGGUAUCCUGGCCACAUCCUGCCGGAUGAGGACCUGCAGUGGGUGUUUGUGAACGCCGGCGGCUGGAUGGGCUCCAUGUGCCUCCUCCACGCCUCUCUCACAGAGUACUUGCUGCUGUUUGGUACUGCAGUGGACACAGGAGGACACUCAGGUCGGUACUGGGCUGAGAUUUCAGACACCAUCAUCUCUGGUACCUUUAGGCAGUGGAAGGAGGGGACAACCAAAAGUGAAAUCUACUAUCCUGGUGACACCAUUGUACAUGGUGUGGGAGAGGCCACGUCGGUCCAGUGGAGCGCCGGCACGUGGAUGGUGGAGUACGGCAGAGGGUUCAUCCCCUCCACGCUGGGCUUCGCUCUGGCAGACACACUUUUCAGCACCCAGGACUUCCUCACGAUGUUCCACACUGUGCACGUCUACAUGAAAGCUCUGCUGCUCGAGGCUGGUACACUACUCACAGAGGUUGGAGCUUUCUGAGGAUGAUCGCACGCGGACAGUAACAUGGGAGGGGGGGAUCUUCAGCGUGUUCACCUGAAACUGUAGACAAUCCACAUUUGCAUCGGUUAAUCUAACGUCUUCUUCAUUCUAUCGUGUAUCGCCGUGCAUCGCGACUUCUUCGCGAUGCACAAAAAAUGUUUAACUUUACCUCAUAUUGUGGUUUUAACCUUUAGAGCGAGACAUCAAACCGAUGUACUACUAAUCGAAAUCACAAACAUAAACAUUUCACUCUGAAGCAAUCCCUGGCUAAUCAUUUUCCAGAGAUAAGACUGAGGUUUUCAUUACUAUCACAUUUUAUCUUUCCAUAAUUAAGGCCUUAAAGCUUCUCUUGCCAAAUCUGAUAUUAUAAACAUUUCUAAAUACAUUUUUAAACAUUCAAAAUGGAUGUUCGUCAUUGCACAUUUGAACCUAGGCAUGAUUUUAAAUAUGUAACGAUAAUCUUGGCUUUCAAAGCAAAAGGAAAAUAUUCAAUCCACAACAAAGCCACUAUUUUCUUAGCACAUAUCCAUUUUUUGAUUAAAGGCGCGAUGAAUAUCUGUAAAUAGGAGUCUUGUGCAUAUUCGGCUUUGUGAACAUCUGACAUCUGGAAACCAGCGCCAUUAAGAGAGGCUUCGCGUUUCGCGCUUCUCUCGAUCCCGGCCACCAUUUCCUCAUCCGUAACUGACCUCUUUGCACUAUAUGUUGUUUUUAAAAAGUAUAAAACCCGAAAGGAUAAUCUUGUCAAAACUGCCUGAAUGAUUCACAUGUAAUAUAACAUCUCUUCUAUCGAUUCAUACCAGCUGAGAGACAGUUUUAUUUUUUUGUCUUGUUGUGUACUUUAGAGCUACAGUGCAGCAGCAUGUUUCAGUUUUAAUGGAGCAAUUCUCAGAUGUACUUUGUCUUAAUAAUCUCCAACUUUUUGACUUAAUGUUCAGGGUUCAGUGCAUUUUUUUUUUCUACCAAAUCCGCACUAGAGGUUUAUCUGAUACAACUAAUCAUAUCUGUAGCCUCAUGACUUAAUCUUUUCUGACUAUACAGCAGAAAGUUGACGGUUGUACAUGUAGAAGUAUACAGUGUGGUGAGAUUUUAACAGAAAUGCAUCCAGAGAAAGUUUGAAACCCUUUAAAUGUUUGUGCAAUUCAUAUUUGGCCAAGGAAGUGGGAAACACUACAACAGACCUCUGUUAUGUUAAACUGCAAUAUAAUGUCAGUCUAAUUUAAAACUAAUAGAUAGAAAUGUUCUAGAGAGUAAUAUACCCGUUGUGAUCUACUUGAAUGUAGCUGGACUUUUAUCGUUCAGUGCGUUUACAUGCACACUAAUAAUCCGCUAUUAUUCUGAAUAUAAUGAACAUAUUCUGAAUUUCAUAGAAGUCAUGUGAUCAAUAUUACAAUUGAAACCUUUUGAAGAAUGGAGCAUUUUCUAAUUAAAAACCUGACCGACAGCAGAUGCUAAAAUCAGGUUUUAGAAGCAGUCUGGACAUUGAUGCAGCUCCAUCAGAAUCAGGAUCUCACUUGAUCUCUUUUCUUUUCUUAAGGUCUGUGUAUUCACAAAACAACUAGCCAACGAUUUGGAAGGCUUGAACAGGAAUGCGUGCCAGAAAGAUUUCAGAAUUAGAGCAAAUUCGAACAUUUAGUGCAUGUAAACGUACUGAUUGUCUUUAGUUUCCCUUCGUGAUGUGGAGUUUUGCACUAUCCCACCAGGGACCAAAACUUAAUUUCCACAUCUUAAUCUAAUACUGAGCAGAAACGUAAUUGCGUCGUUUUUCAUUUGACGUUCUACUGUACGAGCAAACAUCUGCUGAAUCGACCAUGUCUUAAGCUUAGACGGUUUCAGAUAAAAUAGCCUUAUUCUCAACCACGUUUAAUAAUUCAUACACGGAAGCAUCAGUAGCAGUGUGGUCUCGGAUGGUAAACCUGUCAACACGUUACUGUACCAGAUGUGCAAUUUACUGGGGUAAAGACUGACACUGACAGUGCCAGAGGAAAUAAAUGAUUUGAAGUAAAA
Molecule: messenger RNA, 2799 nt
Organism: Mugil cephalus (flathead mullet)
Lineage: Eukaryota; Metazoa; Chordata; Actinopteri; Mugiliformes; Mugilidae
Gene: sigmar1
Product: sigma non-opioid intracellular receptor 1
Exons: 5
Coding region: 127-795 (222 amino acids)
Cellular component (GO): endoplasmic reticulum
Source: RefSeq, a predicted model, not a curated record